Mus musculus (house mouse) is the source of this 6065-nucleotide messenger RNA. It is a transcript of the gene Rab11b, whose product is annotated as RAB11B, member RAS oncogene family. Gene Ontology annotation, molecular function: myosin V binding; G protein activity; GTPase activity. Lineage: Eukaryota; Metazoa; Chordata; Mammalia; Rodentia; Muridae. The record is from RefSeq and is marked validated. Gene Ontology annotation, biological process: regulation of monoatomic anion transport; amyloid-beta clearance by transcytosis; establishment of protein localization to membrane. Bases 225 to 881 code for a protein of 218 amino acids. Gene Ontology annotation, cellular component: synaptic vesicle membrane; phagocytic vesicle membrane; cytoplasmic vesicle. The transcript has 5 exons.
CCGCCUUUCUCCGGGAGACCGAGGGCUAGAAGGGUGGAUCCCAGGAGGCUCCUACCCCCCGAGCUCGGUUUCUCAGCCUGAUUGGCUUGUCCAGGUGCCUGUCACUACCGCUUUCACCGUUGACUGGCCUUUAGACCGCCGCUCUACGCGGCGCCGGUUCCGCCCCCGACGGGUGUUUGUGGUGGGGCUGCGGAGUCGCCGAUCCCGCCGGAAGCGCCAGGACAAUGGGGACCCGGGACGACGAGUACGAUUACCUAUUCAAAGUGGUGCUUAUUGGGGACUCAGGUGUAGGUAAGAGCAACCUGCUGUCACGCUUCACCAGAAACGAAUUCAACCUAGAGAGCAAGAGUACCAUCGGAGUGGAGUUCGCCACUCGCAGCAUUCAGGUGGACGGCAAGACCAUCAAGGCUCAGAUCUGGGACACUGCUGGCCAGGAGCGCUACCGUGCCAUUACCUCUGCGUACUACCGUGGUGCAGUGGGUGCACUGCUGGUAUAUGACAUUGCCAAGCACUUGACAUAUGAGAACGUGGAGCGCUGGCUGAAGGAGCUGCGGGAUCAUGCAGAUAGCAACAUUGUCAUCAUGCUGGUGGGCAACAAGAGUGACCUGCGCCACCUUCGGGCUGUGCCCACUGAUGAGGCCCGUGCCUUUGCAGAAAAGAACAACUUGUCCUUCAUUGAGACCUCAGCCUUGGAUUCCACCAAUGUAGAGGAAGCAUUCAAGAACAUCCUCACAGAAAUCUACCGUAUUGUGUCACAGAAGCAAAUCGCUGACCGUGCAGCCCACGAUGAGUCCCCUGGCAACAACGUGGUGGACAUCAGUGUGCCACCCACCACCGAUGGACAGAGACCCAACAAGCUGCAGUGCUGCCAGAGCCUGUGACUGCCCUGCACUUUCUUUUUCUUUUGGUUUUGGUUUGUUUUGUUUUGUUUUUCUUGGUUUUUUUUGGUUUUUCGAGACAGGGUUUCUCUGUGUAGCCCUGGCAGUCCUGGGACUCACUCUGUCAACCAGGCUGGCCUCGAACUCAGAAAUCCACCUGCCUCUGCCUCCCAAGUGCUGGGAUUAAAGGCGUGCGCCACCACUGCCCGGCUUGCCCUGCACUUUGACCCAGCGUGCGUGCACGUCCUCGAUCCUUGGCCAGCCCUUCACCAGUGUCCUCCCGGCCCCUCCCUUGUCCCUCUAGGACAGGCUGCUCCCACCCUCCAAGUGAGCUCCGCCUGCCAGCCCAAUGGCCCAGGAAGAGCAGGAGUCCAGUGGCCUCUCCUGUCCUGCCUGCUCAAGAGAAGCUAAAAGCCCCUUGCUUAUGUACCUGCUCUUGGAUAUUGUGGGCAUCUUGACAGGAUAGGGAGGUUGGUAGGAUGGACAAGGCCAGCCAGAGGUGAGGAAGAUGAGUGGAAGGAACCUGCUUCUCCUGUUUUCCAGACUUCAGAGAUCGAAACCGCCUUUCCUCUCUGGCCAGUUGACCAGCUGGCCCUGUAUCCUCAUCCCAAACUCUCUCUGAGCUGAUACCCGAAGAGCCAGGCAUCAGAGGCUGAGCAGGUGGACAUUCUGGGCUCUGCCUCCUGCCUACACCACCAUAGCCAGUGCCAGCACGGCCUCCAGCAUUCCCAGGCCUGCGCACUCCUGCUCCUGCCUGUAGAUUUAUGCUGGGAGAAGACACCCUUGCCCCUCUCCCUCCUCCUCUGCACGCAGCGCUCUCCUCUGCCCAUCCCCACUUCUCUGUCUCGUCUCCGUGUCUGGUCAGGAACCUGUCUGCAAGUGAAGCAAUAUCUUCGUGUUUUGUAUAUACAACUGCUCUUGUAGCCUUUGGUUUUUGUUAUUGUAGAGAACAGAUUCUUUAUACACUUUGUAAAAUUUACGCCAAACCCCAGCUCUCGAACUCUUAUUCUCCCUGUAGCCCUUGCACUGUUGCCCGUUACUAAAAUGUAUAAGCCACUUCUGUACAGAAACCUACCACUCAGCUUCUGUCUUCUUUCUCUCCACCAAAUGAUGCACCUGAACCAGGGCCCUUUUACGUGUCCCCAAUAGUAGGUUAGCGUAGUACCUGCUGAAGACAGUGGGCAGACAUGCUGAUCUUGCACAGUAGGCUGUGAGAUAAGGAUCUUGGGCUCCAAGGAGGGGAGAGUGAGUCCUCUGCAAGUGGCUCCUGUAGUAUGGAGGAAGGAAAUGAUGGUGACCUGAAGUGGCAGCCUUCACUUGGAACAGUUUAAGGAGAAGUUGUACCAGCCUUUCCCAAAUCGUUUGUAUCUAGGAUUGACAGGCCUAGGAUGCCCCCUGGUGUGAAUGGGAAGCAUGAGCAUGCUUGCCACUUCCAUCUGCUGCCAACAAUGGACUCCUUAUCUGGAGUCCUGGCAAGGAAGGUGUGCUUGAUAACAGUGGGUGAUGUCAGCUCUACCAUGGCUGUCUUUACUCAAGAAUGACACUUGAUGGGGACAGUAGAGGGCAACAGUGACUACAAGGUGAGCAGCUCUUGAUCUUCACUGGCGCUUCCCAGAACCCAUUGCCCUUGUUCCUGUACCCAAAGCAGAUAGUAAGUAACGAGAUGUGUUCUUCUCCACCCCUGAAGGAAAUCUUACAAUCCAAAUACAGCCAGCUAUUCUAGAAACCCUCAUCUCUAAAUGAAGAGAACCUGGGGGUGUCCUGCCUCCUGAUUCUGGAAUGAAUGUAGCCUCCUUGUGUGUGUUGGAAGAGGGAAGUGGUCAAUCCCAGAUACAUCUCUCAGAUCCAAGCUGGGCACAGUGGCUCAGACUUGUUACCUCAUACUUUGGAGGUGGUGACAGGAGAUCAGGAGUUCAAGGCCAGCCUCAGCUACAUAAGACCCUGUCUAAGAAAAUAAAAUUUAAAUUAAAAAAAAAAAAAAAGGAAAAACUAAAGACCCCAAAGAAGUUGGGGUGGAUUUUAUGGGCAUCUCACAAUCCAGAAGUUACCCUUGGCCAAAGCUAUGAUGGAAGGUGGACUGUCUAGCAGACAUAAGCAGGAGGUAGCAUAGGUCUAAGACUCAGCUCGCAGGAACUGCCAAUGGAGUUGACGUACUGGAAGAACCAACUCCAAGUUGUCUUCUGAUUUCCACAUGACACUAAAUAUUUUUACAAAACAAAUGUCACUGGGUGGGGGCAAAGGCUCUAGGUAAAAGUGCUGCAUGAGUACAGCUCCCAGAACUCACAAAGUUGGACUCAAUGUAAACACCUGUAAUGUCAACAAUCCUUCGGGGAAAUGAGAGGCAGAGCCAGGGUAUUCAGAAGCUCGUGGACUAGCUUCUGUAGAGGUAAAACAAGAAAGACCCUGUCUCAAACCAUGUGAAAGAUGAGGACUCCCUAUAAAGUUGUCCUCCCACCUGGACCCUUAGGAGAGACUAUUUGCACACACAAAUGUGCACAUAGCCACAUGCAAUGUGCACACACAAAUGUAUCCACAUAGAGUAUACACUGAUGCUCUCACAGUGUACACACGUAAGUAGAUAUGCAAUGUCCAUGCAACACAUUAUAUGCUUUGGUUGUAAGAAAUGGAAAAAUCAAGGAGAACUGAUCUGGAAGCUUCCUGCCUAGCUUUCAUAGUGCCAGAAGCUGUGUAGCAGCUAGAGGAGAACUGUCUUUGACAGCUCUGCCUGUAGACCCUGCUACAGUACUAACAUGUUAGGCAAGAUAUGCCUGCUGGUGCCAUAGUGGCAUGACUUACGAGUAGCAGUUCCUUUCUGAUUAAAUCUAAAGCCCAUUCCACAGAAGUGAGUUCACAUUUGGUACCGUGAGCCUAGUCAAAAGCUUGCAGCUAGGGAUGUUGUAGGCUCUUACAGGAUGCACAUGCCUGCACUCACCUAUACUAGCAUUGUCUUUCACAACAAAAAUAAAAUUAGUGCAUAAGCAACUCAUUUUAUUGUUUGGUCAAGCUUUUAGCUGCUGUGUCCAGGUAGGGACUAGACUAGAACUAGAGGCAGAAUAUCCAGGGCUAAGUCUAAGCCAAACAAACUUUUAUUAUAGAAUCGUUGGGUUUGUAACUGUCAUAGUGUAGCAAGGGACUGGAGAAAACACUACAAAGACCAACACAUGAAAGACAAAAACACAAAACUACUGAAAACCCUUCCCCACAUGCAACAAACGGAACCUGCUCAAGAAAGCCCGUGAACUUGGGAGGCAGGAGUAUCCCUUAGUUUGAGGCCAGUCUGGUCUACAUAGCAAAUUCCAGGACUAUACAGGAAAAAGAGAAAGCCCAAGAUAUAAAAAUGUGGGGAAGCAGGUACAAUGCUAAUGCACCUCUAAUGAAUCAUGAACCUUGUGGCUUAGCAUGUCUGAGUACAUAUUUUCCCCUCAGCUCACAGAGCUCUUGCUGUCCAGGCCUUGAUUUGUAAUCCAGGGUGGCCCUGAACUCAAGAGAUCUACCUGCCUCUACCUCCUGAAUGCUGGGAUUAAAGGCAUGUACCACUAUGCCCAGCUUGCUUUUUCUUUCUUUUUGAAACAUUAUGUGUAUGCAUGUUUUGACUGCAUGUAUGUCUGUAUACCACAUGCAUGCAGUUUCCACAGAGGUCAGAUGAACAUGUCAACUGGAGUUACAAAUAGUUGUAAACUGCCAUGUGAGUGCUGGGAAUUGAACCUGAGUCCUCUAGUAGAGCAACCUGUGCUAUUAAUCACAAAGCCAUUUCCAUCUUUCCUUUUCUUUAUAAACUUUCUCUUUUUGUCUCUUUAUAUAUGUAUAUGUUGAGUUUGUCAUGUCUGCAUGGUGUAUGUUCAUAUGUGUGUAGAGAUGCGCAUAUACCUAUGGAGAGUACCAGAGGUAAGUUAGAAAGUGUCUUCCUCUAUUUGAGGUAGGAUUUCUCCCAGCAAGCCCAAGCAAUCCCCUUCUCCCUGCAUCAUCAGUGCUGGGAUCACAGAUGUGUGCAGGGUGACACUUGGUUUAUUACAUGGAUGAUGGCACUCAAGGUCUGGUCUUCUUGCUUACACAGCAAGUGCUCUUAGCCACUAAGCCACCAUUCAGCCCUAGACUCUAUUUCUAACCAUAUGUCCUAGUGCAAUUCUCUGUCCUGGAACAGUAGACCCUGGAAACCUCAGUGGGUGGCCUCGAAACUCUGAUCCGAACCUGAAACAAUAUGUUAGUGGUGUUGGGAAGUGUGACCUUUCUGAGUUAACUAGAAACAGAUGAGGUCAUCAGAGUAGGGCUCCCAUGACAGCAUUGCAGCUUCAUAAGAUGAGGAAGAGAGACCCAGCUCGGCACACUUAGCGUCUCACCUUGCAAUUCCUUCUGCCACGUUACAAAGUUGUAAGAAGUUCUUCACCAGAUGUUGCACCUUGCUCCUAGACCUCUCAGUCAUCAGAAUAGUGAAUUAAAUAAGCAUCUAUACUUUAAAAAAUUAUAUUCUAUGUCUGCCUGCCUGCCUGUCUGUCUGUCUAUCUGAGCUUAGUGGACAAUUUAUUUUCUGGAAUUGAUUCUUCUUCACUGUGUGGGUUCCAGGGAUCAAACUGAAGUUGUGAGGCUUGGUGGUGGGCACCCUUACCUGCCGAAUUAUCCAACUGACCCUCCUCUUUCCAAUAUCCUGCUCCCAAACCCUUUGUCACGGCAACUAAAAUGAUCUUAGACAGGCGAUGUGGCUAGAAGUUUGAUUGGAUGUGAGUUGGAAGGGGCUGUUGGGAAGAUGAAUAACUAUUCUGGACCAAGGGAGCCGGAGCAGUCAGAGAAUGAAGAGUCUGGGAUAAUUUUGGUACUUGGUUAGUAUUAGAAGAUUAUUUUGGCUGGCUUAAUGUCAACUUGACCCAAGCUAGACACAUCUGAAAGAAGAGACUAUCAGUUGAAAAAAAAAUGCCUGCAUAAGUUCCAGCUAUAAAGCAUUUUCUGAAUUAGUGAUUGAUGGGGCUAGAGGGCCCGGUCCAUUGUAGGUUGUGUCUCCCCUGGGUUGGUGGUUCUGGGUUCUGUAAGAAAGGCUAAGCAAGCCAUGAAGAGCAAGCUGAUAAGCAGCACUCAUCUUCUGCAUUGGCUUCAGCCUCCAGGACCUUACCCUGUUUGAGGUCCUGUCUUGACCUUCUUCAGUGAUGGAUUACAGUAUGAAGUGUGAGCCAAUAAACCCUUUCCUUCUCAACUUGC